Molecule: messenger RNA, 1131 nt
Organism: Tuber melanosporum (Perigord truffle)
Lineage: Eukaryota; Fungi; Ascomycota; Pezizomycetes; Pezizales; Tuberaceae
Exons: 2
Coding region: 1-420 (139 amino acids)
Source: RefSeq, a predicted model, not a curated record
AUGGGUCAUUCAGCUUACUCGGUAGCUGCCGCCCUCCCCGGGCGCAAGGGUGAGGAGGAGGGGGCCGAAACAAAAACGUAUCGUACCCUUAAGAGUCCAAAAAAUGACCGAGCUCUAAGGCCGCGGAUAUGCCGUAUAAAGCUGCUGUGCGUUCUUUCCGUCCGGUCAUCCGGUGUGCAGUACCGUUACUGCCCACCCGCGCCGGUUGGAAAGUCCAUCGUUCGGUGCCGGUUCCAUCACUCAUUUACUCGCGGUAUUCUACUUUGCCAGCUAAGGUUGCAUCACUCGCACAUACGAUGUGAAGACGGAUUGUAUGAGGAAGUUGGAAAAAAAAAGUCAACUUAUCCACUUGGCCCGAUGAUAGCAAAAGGGGUGCCUCGCCGUAUUGUAGGAGCAGAGUACGGUCCCUGUAUUGUAUGAUAAUACCGAUACGACCACGGCAUCUGUAUCAUAUAUGCAGCCAAGGCGCACCCAAAAACCUUCACUUUGCAGAUGAAGCAGAAAAACCCACCCAAACAGGUGGAGGGUGAGGUAGUCUAGUUUAAGGCGACGCAAUCAAUCCCGAGAAAUGCCCAGAGCCAAGGACGAGUAAUAAAUUCGAAAACUAGAAACCCGGCAGUCUCAACCAUCAUCACGUUAGAUGAAUCCCCGAGAGCCCCGGGCACCGUAGACGUUAAACUUCACGAAGCAUCACUCGCCGAAUCUCUCGCAUGCAAGCAAGGGAUAGUUAACCGUCCCCUCCAACCCAUCUACCUACCUACCCCACAAACUUUGCAAUCAACCUGAAACGAAGCACGCCCCACUGAUCCGGGGAGCUCGAAAUCACCUGCCGAACUGGACGGGACUCCCCCCGCCCCCCGCCCAGAGGAUCGGCGAACGCCAACGGACAAGUAUGCGCGAUGUUGUGCCUGCCUCCCCGCCCGCCCGCCUUCCUGCCUGCCUGAUACCUGUGUCUCGGGUGGGUUGGAAUAAAUGGAUGAAUGAAGCCAAGUAAUUUUAUAUGAGGCCUAAAUGACCAAUCAGGCUUGCCAAGAAUGCAACGGCGCGAAUAGGCUACGGAAUACUCGAGUAAUAUUAUAGGCGAUUCCGGGGCCGACGGGCCCCCCGGGGGGAGGGGGGAAGGGGGGGGAA